This is a messenger RNA of Paramacrobiotus metropolitanus, 2797 nucleotides long. Its product is annotated as DNA-binding protein RFX2-like. The coding region runs from base 252 to 2378 and encodes 708 amino acids. Gene Ontology annotation, molecular function: RNA polymerase II cis-regulatory region sequence-specific DNA binding; DNA-binding transcription factor activity, RNA polymerase II-specific. Gene Ontology annotation, biological process: regulation of transcription by RNA polymerase II. The transcript has 12 exons. Lineage: Eukaryota; Metazoa; Tardigrada; Eutardigrada; Parachela; Macrobiotidae. The record is from RefSeq and is a predicted model, not a curated record.
UCGACGUUCUGAGAUUCGCUAGCUCUUUACGACUUCACGCAUGUGCAGUAAAUGUUUUGCGUGGUUCUCGCUUGCAAAUUGUAACCGAAGUUAGCAUUGAAGCAGCUUAAUUCUGCUUAAAUAUAUUUAAAUAUAAUUCGUGAUCACUUUUUCAGUUAACAAUCCACCGGAAUAUCGAGUAUACGUUGUUUAAGAAUUCGUAUUUUUCUAACAAAUAUUGAAGUGUACAGAACGACCGAAUUACUGGCAGCAUGAGCCAGAAAGGUGAUCAUACAUACGCGGAUUCACUUCCAAAUAAACGCCCUCGUCUCAUAACGGUUCGACAACGAUCAGCAUCCAUGAUAUCCGAAGACAAUGUCGAUAUGCUGGAUGAGAGCGCUGUGAUUGACACACUCAACGAUCUGCACAUGCACGAUCAAAACGAGGACACUUUUCUGACGGCGGAUACGGAUCCGUGUGAGGAGCAAAAAGACAGUGAUAUCGUCGAUCGGGAUGAUGCGGAUUAUGUGCCCAGUAAACCCACGUUUUACUUGCGCCGUCAACCCAAACGCUUUGUCCAUGCGCGACCUUUUACCAAUGGUCUCAGCGAUAAUGCCACAGCCGAAUGGCUAAAAGAGCAUUUCCAUGCGAAAAGCGGUAGUCUGAUUCCCAAGAGUUUCCUGUGUGAUCGCUACGAGGAAUUCUGCACGCGGACCAAACGCAAACCAAUGAACAACGCCACACUGGGCCGAUUUAUUCGCGGCGUCUUCCCCAAGCUGGAAACUCGACGACUGGGAGCGCGCCAGCAAUCGCGAUACUUUUACAAUAACUUAGCCAUUCGCAACUCCAGUCCGUAUGCGGCCAUGAUUCGUCAGGAGAUGCAGUCGGUUAACAUUCGUCGUAACCGGAUACAGAGCACGCAAAACGCGCAAAGUCGGUCAGCCAGCCCAGCCGCCGAUGCGCAACUGGACACUGACUGUGCGUCGGUACCGAUCGUUUUCAAAAUCCCGCCCUACCUGCCCGGCUUUACACAGCGCCGAUUGGCCUAUACAUCAUACAGUGCCGUGCGCGAGAACGGUGAGCCUCGACUGGAGGAGGCACUAAAGCGUUUUGACGAUGAGGGCUGUGCGCAUGUACUAGCUACGAUGGAGCACAAUAAAGAGAAGCACCGCUCCAUGAUCCAUCCGGCACUGCUGGACAGUGUCAUGUUCAGUGCCCGCUUCCCGGCGGCGGUGGGCGUGUUGCCCAAUUGCGUGACGGAAGUGCAGGUGUCCCGGUUUCUGGUCGGACUGCGAGCACAUAUCGGAAUUCUCAGCAGUGUAUUUUUGGGAUACAACAUGACCGCGAUUCCUCACAUCUUGGAGAAUUUCUGGUUAAACAAAAAGCGAAGUGUGCAAGUUUUUGACACGGUGACCUUUGCCCCGUUAAUAUGGCCACCACUGCAAACCUUUAUUACCCAAGUAUACCGGCAUUUGUACGAAAGUAUUAUGGAUUUGUUUAUCGCGGAUUACUUGGUCCCUUUGGAUGAACAUGUUUGGGGUAUUCUAUUUGUGGUGGCCAGUAAGUACUAUCAGUGUAUGGAGUACGUAACACGCGGAUUACCCAACGAAUUGCGCGGUAUGUUGGUCAAUGGCGCGCAGAGCUUCGCGCAAUAUCUCCGUGACCUGCUCAAUGCCAACCACGAUGCUUGUUAUAUUUCCCUGACCUGUAUGGAUAAAAACGUCGUUACCUUGCUGACCGGUGCCUUAAACAACCUUAUGCGAAGUGAAUUACUGGAUUGUCUUCUAUGGCUGCAGCGUUUCGCGCUAAGUGAUCUUCUGACAGCGCUGCAGACGUUCGUCAGCUUCUCGGAGAUCAAACGCGAUGCGGUCACCGCGUGGGCUAAUUGGAUCAAGGGUCUGGUGUCGUCUUACGUGGACCGGUAUGCGACGACCGAUGACAAACUGACCACGCUGCGGUUAAUGGCUGGUGACUGGUGCCUUUUCAUGACCGCUGCCGAAGAUGCGAUGACCGGUUUUCACGGUGACCUUCACAUUAAAGCCGGUUUUUUCGCUAUGUGCGUCAGCAUGUUCUGUAUGGUGGUGUUGUCGGUUAUGAAGGAUAUUUCGGCGGGAACGUCUUUGGAUAUUUAUUCUAAGUUUGCUCGCCCAGUUGUUUCCGACAAUACGGAAGAUUUCAGCGCGUCUAUGGACUACAGCUGGUGGCCGGAUUUCCCCACCAUCUCCUCGAUGCCGAUUGCUGAGGAUAUUCUGCAGUCGGAAACAUACGUCCGGACCUUUCCCGCGUUAGCCGGUGUUGCGUACGAUAUUUCGGAAGCCCAGUUGAUGGAGGGCGUUCGGACCAGUCAUCGGGCGGGAAAAGGACGGAAUCGCUGGCUAGCCGAGGGCGAAUGGGAAUAAUGCAGCAUUUCACAUUCCAGGAUCCCCUUCGUUUGGCCUUUGAUAUGCAGUAACUAAUAAGUAAAAUAUGUACUUAAUAUUAUGCAGUAAACGAUUUAAUUGUGGGACAUAAGUAUUACAAACGUUUGUAAACGCAAGUUUCCGCAAUGUUUGCCAUAACAAGCUUUCAAUCGCGCGCCUCGCAUAGUGUUAACAUAUGGGCGUGUAUUGUGAGAACGUCGGGUUCAGACUGACUGUACGCUUUUACAAAGAAUGAGCACCAGUUUGCUGCAUCGUGUAUGCUGCUGCAUCGUUUGCUGUAUGCACUGCGUAUCGCUCUUGCAUACUGAGAUAUGAUUGUGUAUCUUCUUUUAAUUUGGCUCUUGAUUGCGUAUCCUGUGUGUUUGUUAUCACGAUGAAAUACUCGUAUCUUUUAACAA